Morone saxatilis (striped sea-bass) is the source of this 3560-nucleotide messenger RNA. It is a transcript of the gene coro1b, whose product is annotated as coronin, actin binding protein, 1B. Lineage: Eukaryota; Metazoa; Chordata; Actinopteri; Moronidae. The coding region runs from base 563 to 2086 and encodes 507 amino acids. The transcript is spliced from 12 exons. Gene Ontology annotation, biological process: actin filament organization; cell migration. Gene Ontology annotation, molecular function: actin filament binding. The record is from RefSeq and is a predicted model, not a curated record.
GUGUCACGCAUGCGCGGUAUGGUGAAACCAGACACGGACACAUUUAUGACUGGCAUUUUUUUUUUUUUUAAAUUAGUUAGUUUGUAAACGAAACUAAUGAAUAUUUAACCCUCUGCUUUAAGGCAUUUUGUCGCAGGUGCGCACACAUCCGGUGUGGCAGACAGGACUCUGGCUGCAGACGGGAGGAUCUCCCUCUUGACUCCUGCGUGUCUUUGAUACAUCCUGCCAUGAGCGGAAGUGUCUGGGAUUCUGCUCAACCCAAAUCAGUCGUUUGUAAAAGGAGACAGGGCGAAAAGCGUCUGCAUCUCUUCCCACACCCCCCCACCAUCAGCCGGGCUCCAUUCAGCGGCGCCGUGCACCAUUUAAUGUAGCCGUGCACCAACAACGGGACAUGCUCCACCAGGUCUGCGCAAUCGACGUGAACGCCUGCCUGGACACAGGAGAGGAUUAAGUUACUGUUUGCUGGCCGCGGAUUAUUUUAUUGGCCUCCUCCUGUCACGCCCGAGUUUUUGGUCAUCUUUUUUUGUUGCUCCAAUUAAGAGAGGUCGCUCAACAGCCAGUUAUGUCUUUCCGGCGAGGUGUCGUCAGGCAGAGCAAGUUCCGCCACGUCUUCGCCCAGGCGUGGAAAGCCGAGCACUGCAUCGACGACGUCAGGGUGUCCCGCGUGACGUGGGACGGUCCCCUCUGCGCGGUCAACCCCAAAUUCAUCGCCAUCAUCAUUGAAGCCGGCGGAGGAGGGUCCUUCCUCGUUGUUCCAAUCAGCAAGAGUGGCAGAAUCGAUCAGUCCUGUCCCACGGUGUGCGGCCAUGCAGCACCGGUGCUGGACAUCCAAUGGUCUCCUCAUGACGACAACAUCAUUGCAAGUGCCUCAGAGGACUUCACAGUAAAGGUGUGGCAGAUCCCAGAUGGAGGCCUGACAAGCCCAAUGACCGAGGCCAUUGUGACCCUCGAGGGACACAGUAAAAGAGUGGGAAUCCUGGCUUGGCACCCAAUUGCUUUCAAUAUCCUCUUGACUGCAGGCUGUGAUAACGUGAUUUGUGUGUGGAACGUGGGCACAGGGGAGCUUGUGUACCAGCUGACUGAUGCCCACCCAGAUCUGAUCUACAGUGUCAGCUGGAACAAGGACGGCAGUGCCGUCUGCACCGUCUGCAAGGACAAGGCUCUGCGUGUCAUCGACCCACGAAGGGGCACCGUCCUCAAGGUGAAAGAGAAGGUCCAUGAUGGCACCAGGCCAAUGAGAGCUGUGUUCCUCUCAGAUGGGAAGAUCCUGACCACAGGCUUCAGCCGUAUGAGUGAGAGACAGCUGGCAUUGUGGGAUACGAAAGAUCUCUCUGAGCCAAUGGCAGUACAGGAGAUGGAUACGAGUAACGGGGUUCUUUUACCCUUUUAUGACCCUGACACAAACAUGGUCUACUUGUGUGGAAAGGGGGACUGCACCAUCCGGUAUUUUGAGGUGACAGACGAAUCUCCGUAUGUCCACUUCCUCAGCUUAUACAGCACCAAGGAGCCUCAGAGAGGUGCAGGCUUUCUCAGUAAAAGAGGUGUGGAUGUCAACAAGUGUGAAAUUGCCAGGUUCUACAAACUCCAUGAAAGGAAAGUGGAACCCAUUUCUAUGACUGUACCACGAAAGUCAGAUCUGUUCCAGGGAGACCUUUACCCGGACACAGCUGGCUUGGAGCCAGCUCUCCUGGCUGAUGAAUGGAUUGCUGGGCAGGACGCUUCGCCCCUGUUGGUCUCUCUGAGUGGUGGGUACACAGCUCAUCCAUCCAAGCACAGAGACACCCUCAGAAGCAAACCCCAGCUCGUCUCGCAGGACUCUGGGACUGGGGCCGCCCCACCUUCAGCAGGCAGUGUAGCAGCUCCCACAUCUACAUCUACCUCUGCUGCCAAGGAGACCGAGGAAGAGAUGCCACGAGUAGCCACGAGGGAUACAGAUGGAAAUACUGAGAGGCCGAAAAGAGAGGACGAUCUGUUGAACGAGUUGUUAGCAGAAAUAAAGGCCUUGCGUGCUGCCGUCCUUGCCCAUAGCCAGAGAAUCGAGUUGUUGGAGAGGCAGCUGGCUCGGAUUGAGGAUGGGGAUGUAUGAGCAAAAACGGGGAACCACUACAUUCGGAGGGCAUUCUUACUAAAUCCAUAGACCAUAGCCUUACUAGAAACAACAGUACCUUAAGCUGUGUGAGUGAGAGAAUGUAGUGAAGGGUAGCGACGAACUGUGAGCCACAGUGGCUUACAACCUGGUCAACUAUUGUGUUGAAAGCGAGACCAUAAUUUGUUUCUGUGAAUGUUUUCCAGACUAUGGCUGAGAACGGGGUGUCAUCUGCAUAGAGUGAUUUCUGACAGUGAGAUAAUGUUUCGUUUUUCAUAUGAUGGAGUAUUGUAGCAGCUAUUUGAUGGUGCAUAUAGUGCAGCUUUGAGCUUUGCAAAAUCCUUGUUAAUUUUGAAGGGCUUUGAAGGAGUUGCAAUGGCACCAUUGCCUCAAAUUAAUGCACAAAGUAAUGAUAAAAAGCAUUAUAUUAAAGCUAAUGAAGGACGACAUACUAUCGCAAAGCAAUUAAGCACCUCCGAUAUGAUUUUCUUUUUCUAUGAAGCACUCACAAAGUAACCAUUAGGGCUAUUUAAUCAGGUAGUUAAAGCUGCUAAACUGUGAUGUCAUAUCAAAACCCCAAUUGUUAACCCAUUGUGUGACAUGUGCUUUGUUUUACUACUUCAUUAUAGGACACCGUGUGUAUGGUUAACGGUAGCAAAAUAUUCUGGUACACAAAUCCUGUACUUGACAGUGAGAAUUGUGUGAAUACUAGCUGAUGAGAGUGUAGUUGAAUAUUUAUGUGUAUUGUAAUUCUGUGUAGUCUUUGCAGUUAAUGAAAAGGUAACACUUGUGAUUUUGUACCUGAUGGUUUCAGGAGCGGACAAGCAGCUUUGUGAUGUUUUCUGCAACACCACGAGGUUGAGAUGAUUUGUUCUCAUUAUCAUUAAGAUAUUAAUACACCGAAAUUCUUGCUUCUUUCGUUCAUUUGGUAUGUGUGGAAAGGCUGCGUUAUCUUCUGCCCCUUAAAAAAAACAGGACCUCGGUUGGUUAUUUUGCAGAGCAGCAAACCUUAUACUUUUUAGCCGUCACUUCUCCUAAGUAUCUUGUCCGAGCUGUAAGAUAAAAUUGAGUGUUGCCUACAAAUGUAACUUAACACUAGUGAAUACAGUCUCAGUAAAACGCUAGAAAGAAGUGUUUGUAACCUCAAAAAAAGAGGAAGUUACAAUAAAAUGUGAAAUGUUUUCUACAGUUUGUAUUGGUGUUAAAAGGUGGAGAAAAAAAUCUUCUUUUGAUGUUUUAAUUUUAGUUUUGUGUUUUUUGCCCUUACACUUAGAGGUAUUUAUCUGUUACCUCUGCAUCAGUCAAUGAUUGUGUAACAAUGGUACAUUCCACAUUAAGCUUAUUCCUUUAUUACUUAGGUCAUUUAUAUUUCUUUAUGCACUUACCUCUUAACACUAACUGUAAAACCAGUAGCAGGUUCAAUGAGACUACAUUGUGAAAAGACCAAUAAACAUUAAUUCUUCCUUUGUAUUAA